AUGGACGAUGAUUUGACAUUCGGAGCCUCUGUAUGGGGUGCAGAUGUUCCUUCCCCAUUCCCUCCUACCAAACCCAAACCUCCAACCCUCUCUUUAGAGGAAGAUUUCAUUUCUACUCCCAAUGGUGAUGACGGCUUUGACGAUUUCGAAGACUUUGGGCCUACAGAAACAGUCGCAGGAGAUGACGAUGAUUUUGGAGACUUUGGAGACGCAAUUGAAGAUAUUGCUGUAACGCCAGCAGAUUUUCCUGAAACACCAAUGGCAGGGCCUUCAAAUUCGCAGAUGAGCACACAAUGGGAGCCUCUUAGACUGGAUCCAUUUCCUGACCGACAACAGCUUGAACGGGACAUCGAUGAAAUCUUAGAGCCAGUGUGGGACGACGAGGAAGCGCAGGAGCAAGUUUUCACCAAGGACGGAAUACGUGAAAUCGAAGGUGUCAACCAGAUUCUUGUAACAAAUGAAAGUCGAGAAUUGUACAAAAUGCUUUUCAGAGCGCCCCCAGCAACCAAACCUCCGAACUGGACACGAUCUCGAAUACGAAGGCAACAUCUUAUCUCACUAGGCAUACCCGUUAACCUGGACGAAGUGCUACCACCCCAUGCCAAUGGAAAGUCCCUUCCCCCACUACAAAUCACUACCCGACCCAUGUCUGCUCCACCGGGUCCAAGGAACGUGCCAGUAGCCGGCUCUCGUGCACCUUCUCGCACAGGGUCUCCGCAUCCAUCCAACUCUGCCCGCCCUAAUCAAAGCCAUUUUGGUCCGAGGCCGGUCCUAGACGAGACCAAAAUAUCGGAACUGCUGGAUCUUGAUAUGGAGGAUCUGACACUGGAGCCGCUAGGAGCUCUAGAGCGACGGCUAGAAGAAUUCCGCACCCAGACGGCCACUACGAAUACACUGCUCACUUUCUUACUGCAAACGCGGGACGCUCUGCAGCAAGAUUCAGAGACAUACAAUGGCCUCAUUGCGGAGCUUGUUGGGGAAGCGCAGAGGAUAAAAUCAGGGAAGAAAUUACCAGCUAGAAGGGGAAGUGGAAUGUAA
This is a messenger RNA of Lentinula edodes (shiitake mushroom), 1038 nucleotides long. RefSeq lists its product as uncharacterized. The record is from RefSeq and is a predicted model, not a curated record. NCBI's taxonomy places the organism in Eukaryota, Fungi, Basidiomycota, Agaricomycetes, Agaricales, Omphalotaceae. The transcript is spliced from 4 exons. The coding region runs from base 1 to 1038 and encodes 345 amino acids.